AUGUCACAAUCAUUGAAACCAUACCUUACAGCUGUGAGACACUCUUUGAAUGCAGCACUCUGCUUACAGGACUUUCCAUCACAGGUUGUGGAAAGACACAAUUAUCCUGAAAUUGAAAGUAAAAAAACAGCAGAGGUGCUUUUGAACCCGAUGAAGAUUUCAAGAAAUGAAAAGGAAUACGUGCUUAUUGAGCCUAGCAUCAACUCAGUUAGAGUUUCAAUAAAGAUCAAGCAGAGUGAUGAAAUAGAGAAUAUAUUGGUGGACAAAUUCACGAGGUUUUUGACUAAAAGAGCCGACAACUUCUUUAUUUUGAGGAGGGUUCCCGUUGAUGGUUAUGACAUCUCGUUUUUGGUCACAAACUAUCAUAACGAAUCAAUGCUUAAGAAUAAACUAGUCGACUUUGUUAUUGAAUUUAUGGAAGAUGUUGAUAAAGAGAUCAGUGAAAUGAAAUUAUUCCUCAAUGCAAGGGCAAGAUACGUUGCUGAAGUUUACUUGAAUACGUUCGACUGA
Brettanomyces bruxellensis is the source of this 510-nucleotide messenger RNA. RefSeq names its product Arp complex subunit (gene ARC19). Gene Ontology annotation, biological process: actin filament polymerization; Arp2/3 complex-mediated actin nucleation. The record is from RefSeq and is a predicted model, not a curated record. The transcript is spliced from 2 exons. Gene Ontology annotation, cellular component: Arp2/3 protein complex; actin cytoskeleton. NCBI's taxonomy places the organism in Eukaryota, Fungi, Ascomycota, Pichiomycetes, Pichiales, Pichiaceae. The coding region runs from base 1 to 510 and encodes 169 amino acids. Gene Ontology annotation, molecular function: actin filament binding.